AUGAAGGCUCGCAUGCUGCAAAGAGUACAAUUACGGGGGGCAAUGGCCGCCAUCGCCAGGUCGAACGGGGCCGCCCUUGGUUCCGUGCGCGCCGCCAGCAGCGUCUCGCAGCGUCCCAACUCGGAGUUUGUCCAGUUCCCAGGCGCGCUCAAGAGCGCCUUCACGCACAGCCUCAACUUUGAGAACCCAGAAUCGUACAAGGCCUUGCCGACGUACCGAGUGGUGGACCAGCAUGGCGUGGUUGUGGACAGCUCUUUUGAGCCGGACAUUUCGGAGGAGCAGGUCGUCAAGUUGUACAAGGAUAUGCUGUUCAUCUCCAUCAUGGACCUGAUCAUGUUUGACGCCCAGCGACAGGGCCGUCUCAGCUUUUACAUGGUCAGCGCCGGCGAGGAGGCCGUCAGCGUGGGCACAUCAAGUGUGCUCGACCCAGAAGACGUCGUGUUUUGCCAAUACCGUGAGCAGGGCUUGUUCAAAGAGAGAGGCUUCACGACCAAGGAAUUCAUGUCGCAAUUAUUUUCCAACAGAAAUGACCCUGGUAAAGGUAGAAAUAUGCCCAUCCACUACGGCAGCAAGAAGCUCAAUGUGCACACCAUCUCAUCACCUCUAGCCACACAACUGCCACAGGCUUCCGGUGCAGGAUAUGCUCUCAAGCUACAGAAACUUCAAAACCCCGAAACCAAAGCUCGUGUCUGCGCCGUCUUUUUCGGAGAAGGUGCUGCCAGCGAGGGUGAUUUCCAUGCCGCCAUGAACAUUGCCGCCACCAGAUCUUGCCCCGUCAUUUUCAUUUGCCGCAACAACGGGUAUGCCAUCUCAACACCGACAUUAGAGCAGUACCGCGGUGACGGCAUUGCCAGCCGCGGUAUUGGCUACGGCAUCGACACCAUCCGCGUUGACGGCAACGAUAUCUGGGCCGUACGUGAGGCGACCAAGAAGGCGCGCGAGAUCGCGCUGCAAGACGGCGGCAAGCCCGUGCUCAUCGAGGCCAUGACGUACCGGGUCUCGCACCACAGCACAUCCGACGACUCGUUCGCGUACCGGGCGCGCGUCGAAGUGGAGGACUGGAAGCGCCGGGACAACCCGCUGACACGCCUGCGCAAGUGGAUGGAGACCAAGGGCUACUGGGACGAGGCGAAGGAGAAGGAGGCUCGUGACGCGCUGCGCAAGGAGGUGCUGCGGGAGUUUAGUGCGGCGGAGAAGGAGAAGAAACCGGCGAUCAGGACCAUGUUUGAGGACGUCUACGAAAAGCUGACACCGGGCCUCGAGGCGCAGAUGCAGGAGCUGAGGGAGCUGAUUGACAAGUACCCCGACGAGUACGACGUCGGUGAGUUUGAGGGUGGCAAGGAGUCGCUGAAGCCAUGA
Molecule: messenger RNA, 1359 nt
Organism: Cordyceps militaris CM01
Lineage: Eukaryota; Fungi; Ascomycota; Sordariomycetes; Hypocreales; Cordycipitaceae
Product: 2-oxoisovalerate dehydrogenase alpha subunit
Exons: 2
Coding region: 1-1359 (452 amino acids)
Biological process (GO): branched-chain amino acid catabolic process
Molecular function (GO): oxidoreductase activity, acting on the aldehyde or oxo group of donors, disulfide as acceptor
Source: RefSeq, a predicted model, not a curated record